AUGCAUGCCUAUAGCUUUACCAAAUUCAUAUUUUUACGUGAAUUUGAAGCCGAUGAAAAUUUCGAUAUCUACAGCUGUGUACAAGACAAAAGGUUUUUUUUUGCAGUCUGGAAAUCGCUUGUUACCACCAGUGCUGCUGUUAGAGGACCAUAUGCAACCAUAGUCAAUGACCAUAGACAAUUAUAUUUCCAACAUACUCAGUAUCAGCCGUUCACAUUUACAUACAACCAACAAAUCGGGUUGUAUGAGUCCAACAAAAUUCAAACUAGCUACCUCAAUAAUAUACAACGGAAUUUCGAGUCACGUCUUCGUCACUUCGUGAACCGUCUUUUAAAUGUCACGGAAGACGCUGCUCUGCUGACAGAUGGUCUAGUCGAAUCAGGCGCAACGGAAGAAGAAAUCGAUGAGGCCGUUCGUCAACAAAUAACGAUGCCAGCUGCCCAAUUUAAACGAGCCAUCGUCCGGCAUCCAAGUGAACGAAAUGAUGCAUUGCUACGGAACGCAUAUCCUCAAGCCUUUGACCAGAUUGUAGCUAUUUUAGACUUGAUCCAACCUAUUCCUCUUCGAAAUUUUCAUCAAAACCAUUAUACGCACGUCAAGUACGAUCCCGCAAAAUAUAUCACAGCAUUUUACCAUUUGGCAAACGCUUUCCACACAAAUGGAUAUAGAGAAUUCAAUUGGUAUCCUCUCCGGACCUCGUGGGUGCCUUCGUUUGUGCAGAUUGACACCAAGAUUCUGCAUACGAAGAUACUCGCAAGAACUUACAGCGGAGGAAGAAGCGUUCUAUUCACCCCAGAAUUCAAGAUCCAAACUUGGGGUGAGGUUGUUGAUUUGCGUCGCCAAUGCUGGAAACCUCAGAACGGCAAUGGUGACGAAGUCCAUACAUUCGUGUUCCGUGGGACUGUGUACACAGAUGGUGUGAGCUUGGUCAUUGCUAAACAGAAUAAAAACACGUUGGCAAUGGGAGGUCGACAAGCUUAUCAGGCUCCAGUUCGAACGACUCAAUAUAUCGACGAACUGAAUGUCGACCAACAUCACGAGAUUGCUAAUCGUUGCGUUUUAAUUGAUGUUGGUCGACGCGACAUGCUGUACUGUGUACUGGAAUCAUCAACGACAGUUAAUGUCUCAGCAUAUCGUUAUACUUCCAACCAAAGAAGGAACGAAACAAAAAGGAGGCGGUAUGCGAAAAUCUUAUUAGAACGCAAAACGAACCAAGUAACGCAAGCCGAACUGGAACUUUCACACACAAACAGCAAAACCCUGAAUGUCGGUGACUUCACCACAUUCUUGCAAACUAGAGCUACCGUUUGGCAAGCGUUACAUGAAUUCUACGCCAUGAUUGUGUUCCGAAAGCUCAGAUUGUCUGCCUAUAUUCGACGACAACAAUCUGACGAGCGACUGGUGAAAUCGCUCAGGAACCAAUUUGGUAAUGACUCUGUCUUGGUGAUCGGUGAUUGGUCGGCCCCACAUCAACGUCAUCACGAACCGAUGCGAGGUGUUGGAAUGCGAAGAAUGCUUGUUCGUUUCGGUUGUCAGUUAUACCUUAUCGAUGAAUUCCGAACCAGCAAGGUUUGUCCAUCCUGCUCUCAACGUUCAUUGGAGCACUUCGGCCUUUUCCCUAACCCUCGUCCUUUCAGAACGGGACAAGUGCGUCGAUGGGGUUUGCUCAGAUGCACCUCCCAACAAUGUCUGGAUGCGAUGACAGCGGCAGGACAUGAAGGAAGUCAUCGCCAAUGGAAUCGGGAUCUCAUGGCAUGCCUAAAUAUGCGAACAAUCCUUCUUAGUCAUAGGGAAGGAAAUGAUAGACCAGAGCCUUUCGUUCGCCGGCAAAGGCCUGACCCUUUCCAGUGA
Messenger RNA from Halteromyces radiatus, 1851 nucleotides. RefSeq lists its product as uncharacterized. The coding region runs from base 1 to 1851 and encodes 616 amino acids. NCBI's taxonomy places the organism in Eukaryota, Fungi, Mucoromycota, Mucoromycetes, Mucorales, Cunninghamellaceae. The record is from RefSeq and is a predicted model, not a curated record. The transcript is spliced from 2 exons.